AUGGAGUGGUUGCCGUUCGCAUCGAGCCCCGCGUUAUCGACGCGUGCUUGCCGAGGCUACGAGCGCGCAGCCGCGCACCCUGGUCUGUUGGUGCGAGAACACCAAGUCUCCAUUGAGAAAAGGUAUCGAAGCUCGAUGAGAACAGCCGUAGACUUGUGCAGUGUAAGGCACCGUAAUGCUCACGAUGUGCACGACGUGCAGCGUGCACGAGUUGCGGAGAGCGCUCCAGCGUGGGUGAACUUUGCCGCGGGGGUCAUGGCGGCUUUCGUGACACGAACGGUACUCAUUCCGCUGGACACCAUCAAAACAAACAUGCAGAGCGCCACGAUGGCACAGCUUCGGGGGUUACCAUGGCACCGUCGUCUCGUAUUCGUUGCACGCAGCAUAGUCAAUCGACAUGGGGUACUGGGUUUCUGGCGCGGCCUCCCGGUGGCGGUCAUCGGAAACGCACCCGCCCAGGCCGUCUACAUGGCCACCUACGAAGCGCUGAAAUCCAUGAUGCACGUUGCAGAGCCGACUCCCGAUGUUGUGCGGCGAUCAACACCGAGGACGAUCGUUCGUAUUGCGAUUGCCGCUGCGUUGGCGGAUACAGUCGCCUCAUUGGUUCGCGUUCCGCCAGAGGUCAUCAAACAGCAAGUCCAAACUGGACAGCAUCAAAACGCGAUAUCGGCAUUGCGAGCGUUGGCGAGACAGCCUCUGCAUCGCGGAGGUCUCUAUCGCGGGUUUUGGGCUCAAGUUGCCCGAGACGUACCGUUCGCAGUGUCUCUCUUUGUUGUCUACGAGUCGCUCAAUGAGUUUUUCGUGCAGCGACGCAUGCACGCGGACUCCAAGACCGGUGAUGGGCAUCAUAUAGCGACCGCGGAUGCUUUGGGUAAUGGACGCAAACCUGUCUGGACCGGAAGCGUAGCCGGCACCGUUGCGGCGAUCUGCACGAUGCCGAUGGACAUCGCACGUACACGCCUCAUGGCCCGGCCCUACGGCGAGUAUGCUGGCGUCUGGCAGGCCAUUUACCAGAUCGCUCGCGAGGAGGGUCCGAUGACGCUAUGGGCUGGCACAUGGCUCCGCAUUUUGUACAAGAUGCCCUCUUCAACGCUGUUCCUGGCGAGCUUCGAUUGGUCCAGGGCGGCGCUAGUGCGCAUCCAACGUGCACUUUGCUGCGAGGCCGCAAAUCAUGUCGAGCACAACUUGUAUCCAUGA
Molecule: messenger RNA, 1197 nt
Organism: Cyanidioschyzon merolae strain 10D
Lineage: Eukaryota; Rhodophyta; Bangiophyceae; Cyanidiales; Cyanidiaceae
Exons: 1
Coding region: 1-1197 (398 amino acids)
Biological process (GO): transmembrane transport
Cellular component (GO): mitochondrial inner membrane
Molecular function (GO): S-adenosyl-L-methionine transmembrane transporter activity
Source: RefSeq, a predicted model, not a curated record